AUGGGAAGGGUAACGAGAAACAACUGGCCAGCGACAACGUCUGACAUCUGGCUACUGAGUCUGGUCAAGUCUGGUCAUUCACUGGCCUGUAAUGCCAUUGAUCUGCGUCACGUGAUACAGUCGGCCGUUUUGGCGCCCGUUUUCGGGGCGGUUCGCUUCAACAUCUUUGGGUUUCUUGUUCGGUCUCCGCGCUUAGGAGGAGACUGGGCGCUUAAGUUCGGGGGCGAUGUGGGAGCACCUCAGCCACUCAAUGUACAUGCAUCUGUUCAACAAGUGCAUCUUCAUUGGAUACUCGACCUCCUCCGUCUGAGCGACUCGCCCGCCCAACCAACCAGCUGGGGUGUCAACCGCCCGAAACGGAAUCGGAUAGGCCCCGAAUUGUCUGGCCUUCGUCAUUUCAACGAGAUCUCCAGCAGCGGCUCGCGAGCAGACCGGGCCGCUGUGGACAUGACUGCAGGAACCGCAUCCAACCCUGCAGGUUGGCGGCAUAGUGAGGCAGGGCAUUGGACUGUCUACCCGUCGUCCACUUUCGUCGCAACGAGAUUAUGGCGUUUCCGGAUGAAGUCACAGGAAAAGCGAAGCGAAGCGCGGUCGAAGUCGAGAGCCUCCGAGUGA
Molecule: messenger RNA, 615 nt
Organism: Colletotrichum acutatum
Lineage: Eukaryota; Fungi; Ascomycota; Sordariomycetes; Glomerellales; Glomerellaceae
Exons: 2
Coding region: 1-615 (204 amino acids)
Source: RefSeq, a predicted model, not a curated record